AUCUCAUCUUUUAAGCAGUUCCAUUCAAAUGAGUGCCGACCCAGAGAUAUUGUUGGCGUAUUCCUCAACUGGGGCCUUCACGGAGCCCUAUGUGUCCAGAUGUUGUACAUACUUUUUUGCGCGGAAUGGGUUUUCACAAUCCUUCUCUCCAUGGCAGUCUUCGCAUUACUCCUGGAUAAUGCUGUCUCCCCAACAUAUUAUGAAGUCUCGUCAACAAUCUUCUAUUUUGUAAUUCCGGUUCUAUCUGCUUUGAUCGCUGCGAUGGUGCAGGUGUUCUACGCAUGGCGAAUGUGGCUCUUGUCAAACAGGAAGCUGCUUAUCCUCGCAGGCGUCGUUGGCUGGCUGGGAGGAAGCGCUCUAGUCGACAUCAUCAUCGCCGUCGCGAUGUAUAUCCUGCUGCGCAAGUUGCGGCGUGGUGAGCAAGAGUCAGAUAUCCUUCUCAACCGCUUGGUUAAACAUGUUGUGGGCAGUGGAAUGGUCACAGGUAAUCAUCUCCCCGUCACAGAGUGA
This is a messenger RNA of Postia placenta MAD-698-R-SB12, 510 nucleotides long. RefSeq lists its product as hypothetical. The transcript is spliced from 5 exons. NCBI's taxonomy places the organism in Eukaryota, Fungi, Basidiomycota, Agaricomycetes, Polyporales, Adustoporiaceae. The annotation marks the transcript as partial. The record is from RefSeq and is a predicted model, not a curated record.